UUCUGGGAUCAGAAAAACAACACGAUCCAUAACUGGGACACGUGCGGAAACAUGUACUUUUUAUUCUACGGAAUCCAACAAAAUUUGGCGACGAGGAAGGGACUUGGUCUAACUCUUGUGAAAAAACCAGUGCAUGCAAUUCGAUUUUUAUCUGAAAUUAGCAACUUCAGCACCAGCCGGGAGUUAUCCAACAACAACUUCACUGGAUCUUCUGCAAAUCGAAACGAAUUCGUUGAGAUGAAUUCCCUGGCCAUCGUGAUCUGCAUUUUAUCUUCGAUUUCUCUGGUCCAUUCUGAUGAAAAAACAGGGAGAAAAUUCAAGUUGGUCAAGGAGAAGGAAAUAAUCGGCAUGACAAAUAUCUACGGAAAACUUCUGAAUGAAUUAAUUCAACCGAAGCAAGCGAGUCAAAACGAAAUUCUGGACCAGAUAAAAAUGAUCCACUCAGAUAUGCAACAGUUAGAAGGAUUAUUGCACAUUCAAUACAACGACAUGAUGGGCACGUUGAACUCAUUGCCAUUACUGACUGACGUGCAAACUCUACAGGACCGAUUCCAUCGGCUCUCGAGUUAUAUUAAUUAUCAGUAUUAUAAAUUCAUAUCACGGAUUGAUUCACAAGAAAAGGAUUCCAUUGAAAACGUCACUCUGCUGGAGUUUGCUAAGGAAUCGACUGGCCAGGCAGAUCAUCAUUUGCCGAAUUACCUGCGGGAGUUCAUUGAAUUGAUUAUACCAAGCAACAGAGAACGCGGAUUUCUGAAUUUGUACUCGAAAUACAUUCUUGACCAGGAGCGAAAACAUGAAUGGUGUAACAACAAACAAUCAUUGAAUGAUAUAAUUUAUAAAUCAUAUCGAUAUACCAUGGAAACUGUAAUGAAAGGGCAUCUAGUGAUCUUGCAAUCAUAUGCUAUUCGCAGUGCAUUCGAUCAAGGAAAUUUCACCUCAGAGAUGCGAUUCACAAAAGAAGAGUAUGAGAAGGCUGCCCAUAGCAUCACCGAGAAUUUAAACAACCUAGCUAGUCAAGGAUCUACUAAACUCCGUAGAUGUGAUCCUUCUGUCCACAAAAGAGGAGAAACGUAUCUUGAGAUGGAAAAGUUAUUCCAAGGAAUUCUUGUGAGUAAAUUGAAUACAAAUGCAGAACAUACUGGCAAGUAUGAUUGCGAUCAUUAUCAAGAUGAUGGUGCAGCGUAUCACCCUUACGAGAGAAUUAAAUCCGAUGGGGAUUGGAAAUGCUAUGGACUCAUGUACAAGUGCUUCGAGUCUUACGCGAUAGAUAUUUGUAAGCCAACAACGUCCAAUCGACGUUUCGAUGGAUUUACAGCAGAUAAUCCAAGGGCAGGUUUCUUCCACCCCUGGGAACCGCAUCCCGAUAAUAUGGGAAAUCUAACCAAUUGCAGGGAAAAUAAAUUUUGGACUUAUUUGGACUGGAAUAAUCCGAAUUAUUGGGGAAUUUACGAUCUUGGACCAUGUAGAUGCAUUUGCGAUGACAUCGAGCAUCCAAAAACUCUGCGGAAAUUUAGCACAGAAAUUGUUUCGACUGAUUAUAAAGAUAACAUGGUCAUGACAGGUGUGCGGCUGGUCAAUAUUGAUAAUAUCAUUCAUAUCGAUAUUCAACAAGGCAAACUGAGCUCCUUUGGAUUCAUUGAUCCAUCAACGAUACACUGGAAGUCUCGAGAUGAAGUCCUCAAGGAAUAUAAUAACAGUCUCACUGAACCUAUCACUUUAUCGUAUCGCAGGAGAGGAAUUACUCUUGAUGCAUUGCAUGCUGAAGUAAACCAGGUUCUCCUUGGUGCUAAAUUUCAAUUAGAUUCCGAUGGAAAUGUCGUCUUAUCAGGAAUGGCUGCCAAUUUCGAAUUUGCCACUGGUGACAUCGAUUUAAAUCAUGUGAACGAGAUUUCCUACAACUCGACUAGGAUUGAGAUAGAACUUGAUAAACCUCAUGAGCCUACACUAUCCUUCAAGAAUGCACCGGAAAAGGAAGACCAUGGGCUGAUUAAGUUUCAAACAUCCGAUUGGAUGAAAGAUGCAGCUCAGACAACUGUUCCUUACUUGGAUAUACAAGAAGUUAUUACAGAUCCACCUACUAUUCUGAAAGGAAUCGGUCUUCGUUACAGGGGUGCCCCAGGAUUUGGUGGUUUUAUCGGUUUCGAAUUGUAUUCCCAUGAUUAUGUAGAUUUGAUCAAUUAUGAUGUCACACUCAACUCAUAAUUAAAGGGAUUCUCAAUUAUAAUAGUUAUAAGGUUAAUAUCAACAGCAGCAAGAAUAUAAUUUUUCUUUUUA
Fopius arisanus is the source of this 2274-nucleotide messenger RNA. RefSeq lists its product as uncharacterized. Lineage: Eukaryota; Metazoa; Arthropoda; Insecta; Hymenoptera; Braconidae. The record is from RefSeq and is a predicted model, not a curated record. The transcript is spliced from 10 exons. The coding region runs from base 52 to 2202 and encodes 716 amino acids.